Messenger RNA from Linum tenue, 654 nucleotides. NCBI's taxonomy places the organism in Eukaryota, Viridiplantae, Streptophyta, Magnoliopsida, Malpighiales, Linaceae. The record is from the annotation of a GenBank genome assembly.
AUGUCCUUCCAAAGAGAAACGUCAAUCUCUUUUAGAACAUUCGGCUCCUCCCUCUCAUCCCUCUACUCCAAACUAAGCUCCCGGAGGAAGCCGGCCGCCGUCGAAGAUGAGCCAUCGGAGCACGACCAAGCGGAAUCAUCGCUAGCCAGAGCCGCCCGGAUCAAACCCAUAGUCAGGUCACUCUACAACGGCCUAGCCAGCCACUGCGGUCCCACCGCCGGUGACAACGAUCCGGAGGAUUGCCAGGAGGUCAUCGCCAGCGACCUGGAGUGGUGGUUCCACGGCCCGCCGGGGUGCGACUACAUGAUGCGGAUUCUGACGGGGCAGCUGGCGCCGGACCAGUCUGUCGUCCGGUUCGAGCCACGUAGCAUCGAGGCGGUCGGGGACUGCGUGAUCGCCGAAGGCUGGGAAGGCGAGGUGUACUGGGUGCACGUGUGGACGGUGCGGGAGGAUCAUGGUCUGGUCGUCAUCACUCAGUUCAGGGAGUAUUUCAACACGUGGCUCACCGUCAAAUACGUCACUGGCGGCGGGUUGCCGUUGCCGGCCGGUAGUGACCAUCGGCCCACCCCGUCGCCGGAGAGGAUUACUUUAUGGAGGAGCCAGCCGGCGGAUCUUUACAAACGCUCUUUGCCUGGCCUUGUCCUCGCCAUCUAA